UUUUAUCCCUUUCCUAUGGGACUGUACUAUUACAAUUUGAUCUGGAGACCACAAAAACAUUACUUUCAAUUUUCUAUGACGAAAAUCAGAAUCUCUCAACGUUGGAUAUGAAUUUGGUGUUUCAGAAAAGCAAUUUGUGGUAUCACAUAUGCUAUAUAAUUUAACAACUUAAGCGCCAUCACCAUUGAACUUGUGUUUCUUUUGCAUUAGUGUUUUUAUUUGCCAAGAAAACUAUUCAGAAAGACAAUUUUUUUGCUUCUUCAGAAUAGUUUCCAUGCCUAAUAUAACUCAUCUACCUGUCUUGUCCAUCCAUCAUGUACUUAUAUUUUAAAAAAUGGGAAAAGGUCCUUGUUACAAAAAUGAUACAUUGAACUUCUUGUCUGAUGUGUUUAGUGCUCAGAGUAUUAGCUCUAACUAGGAGUUCUACCAUAUUCUUUACAAUAAUAACGUUUUUUUGAAUUUUUGAGUUUAGCAGGGCAAAGAUGACUCUAUCAGAAGAGAGUUCUCGAGACUUUUCAGAGUUCGUAAGACACUGAUGGAAAUGUUGGCCGAUAGGGGCUACCUUGUUGGAGAGUUUGAGAUAAACAUGUCAAAACAUCAGUUCCUUCAGAAGUACGGCGAGAACAUGAAGAGAGAAGACCUUGUAAUUCAGAAAGCCAAGCGCAACAACAGUUCUGAACAGAUAUAUGUGUUCUUUCCGGAGGAGGCAAAGGUCGGUGUUAAGACAAUAAGACCUUAUGCAGAGCGCAUGAAAACAGAUGUCUUACAAGCAAUUCUAGUUGUACAACAAAAUUUGACUCCCAGAGCUCGCGAUUUAAUAAAUGAAGUAUCUACAAAGUUCCACUUAGAGUUUUUCCAGACCUUGGGGAGCCCGAGGCGUAAGUUGGGAUUAGCUUGAGUUGGGCUAGCUUGGAGUGCGUACGAGGUAUAGACGCACAGUUUGGUGAUCCACCAGUUUAGAACACCCUCUUCUGCUGUUUGGAGUGCUCCUAUCAUUCCGGAGCCUGCAUUUUGGUAUAUAUUCGUUCUUUGCAUAUGUAUAUAUUUGUUCAGGGGUACGGCGGGGCCCUGUCCCGCCAUAUGAUUCAGUUGGUCUGUUUAGAGGUCUGUAGACGUAUGUGGGUUGUGUCUACUUCUGUACAGGUGUGUUUGUAUGAUCCUAUUCGCCAUGGCAGCCUUGUCGGCAUGCAAUUGUAUAUGUUUUGGGGCCGUUGCGCCAUUUGAUAGCCUUGUCGGC
This is a messenger RNA of Lycium barbarum (goji berry), 1237 nucleotides long. Its product is annotated as DNA-directed RNA polymerases II and IV subunit 5A-like. Gene Ontology annotation, molecular function: DNA binding; DNA-directed RNA polymerase activity. The transcript has 4 exons. Bases 536 to 898 code for a protein of 120 amino acids. Gene Ontology annotation, biological process: DNA-templated transcription. Lineage: Eukaryota; Viridiplantae; Streptophyta; Magnoliopsida; Solanales; Solanaceae. The record is from RefSeq and is a predicted model, not a curated record. Gene Ontology annotation, cellular component: RNA polymerase II, core complex; RNA polymerase III complex; RNA polymerase I complex.